Molecule: messenger RNA, 909 nt
Organism: Bombyx mandarina (wild silkworm)
Lineage: Eukaryota; Metazoa; Arthropoda; Insecta; Lepidoptera; Bombycidae
Product: tRNA (guanine-N(7)-)-methyltransferase
Source: RefSeq, a predicted model, not a curated record
GUCAGUGUAAGAUUGUUGUUUGUAUUUUUAAAUGUUAUUUGCUUUUAUGAAAUACUAUAUUCAGGAAACUCAACAGUUCUGAAUGAAUUAUUUACGAAAUAUAAUCUGUUAACAUAUCGGUCAAAGCAUAUUGCAAGCCCUAUCGUUUUCAGAAUAUUUAGUAACAAUGGCUUUGCCGCAAAAGAAAUAUUAUAGACAACGUGCGCAUUCUAACCCUAUCGCAGAUCAUUGUUUUGAUUAUCCAUCUCAUCCUGAUGAUUAUGACUGGACUCCCUUAUAUCCAAUUAUAGCAGAAAAACCAAAUCAGGUGGAGUUUUUAGAUGUUGGUUGUGGUUAUGGAGGACUUUUGGUUGCAUUGUCUCCAAUGUUUCCCAGUAACUUGAUGUUGGGUUUGGAAAUAAGAGUUAAAGUAUCUGACUAUGUAAAUGAUAGGAUAAAAGCACUCAGGGUACAGUAUCCUGAUCAAUAUCAAAAUGUAGCUGUGUUAAGGACAAAUGCCAUGAAAUAUCUUCCUAACUUUUUUCAUAAAGGCCAGCUAAAAAAAAUGUUUUUCUUAUAUCCAGAUCCACAUUUCAAGAAAGCAAAACAUAAAUGGAGGAUAAUUAACAAAUGGCUCCUUUCUGAAUAUGCUUACGUACUGUGUGAACAGGGUAUUGUAUACACAAUUACUGAUGUAAAGGAUUUGAAUGAAUGGAUGGUUGCACAUUUUGAGGAACAUCCAUUAUUUGAAAGUGUUCCUGAAGAAGAAUUGAAAGAAGAUCCGAUAAUAGAAAAACUUUAUGAGAGUACUGAAGAAGGUCAAAAAGUAACUAGGAAUAAUGGAGAGAAAUUUCUAGCAGUGUUUAGAAGGAUUGCUGAUAAAACGAAAACUAAUUAAAUUCCGAUUUAUUUAAUAAAUUACAAUGUUAU